AUGAAUCAAAAAAAAAUAAUAGUAGUAUUAUUAGUUGCAAUAAUAUCAAGUUGGUAUUGUAAUGCAAAAUCACAACCAACUCCAACACCAUCAUCAAAAUACCCAGUACCUCUGAUACCAGGUCAGAGAAAUGCAGUUCAUGGAUGGCUGAUUUUGCCACUCGAUCAAUUCCUUCCAAAUCCAAAUGACCCAGCACAACCAGUUCAAGCAUACUUCUCACAUCACACUCCAGAAUUCCCAACAGACUCUCCACACGACUUCCAAAUCAUCUUCCUCGGCACUCUCACUCCACUUAGCUCAGGAGAGAACAUUACCUAUCCAAUCGACUUGCCAUAUCCACCAGCAAGCGAAUUACUUCAAUACGAAUUUACUUUUACACCACCUCCACCUUUCUCUUUGAACGACUUGCUCUCUGGCCAAAUCAAACAAUUACUCGGUGUCGUCUACAACGGCAGUUUCGACACACCCUACGAAAGAGAAGCAAUUUCAGUUGCCACUCUCGACAUUUACGAGUUAACCACUGCAACCUACUUGAACGACUCUCAAUCCAUCCAGAGCUACACCUCUCAACGUUACCUCUCUUAUCCAAGACUUGGAAUGGGAUUGCCACUUCCAAGCGGUGGUCAACAUCAUUUCUACUGGGCACAUGAAAUUCAUGCUGUUCCUGAUUUCGAUCAAGUAGUUCAUGUUGUCAUCGAUCUUGACAGUUGUGUCUGUGGUAACAAUGCCACCAAUGGUUGCUCAAAUGAUCCAACCCAAUACAUUCCAACCGUUUAUCAAGCAGCAUCAUCAUGGGAGAUCCAAGGAAUUCCAAACGAUGUAGAACACAGAUUACUCCCAGAAACAACUCCAUACAUUCAAGCUACAUUAGUAUCAAAUGGUUUAACAUGUAAAGCUGAAGUAGUUGAACAAAUUCAUUGUGUAUUAGGCCCAAUGUUUUAUGAAAUUUGUUAA
Molecule: messenger RNA, 954 nt
Organism: Heterostelium album PN500
Lineage: Eukaryota; Evosea; Eumycetozoa; Acytosteliales; Acytosteliaceae
Exons: 1
Coding region: 1-954 (317 amino acids)
Source: RefSeq, a predicted model, not a curated record